AUGGGGCCUGAUGUGGCUGUUGCCGAUGUCACGCCCACUCUGCACGGGCACUGGUGCAUCGGUGGGAAAGAAGCGCGUCUGCGGCACUUUGAUUGGAACCGCUGCUUUCUCUACCAAUCUGCACCCCAGGGCCCCGAACGUCGCCUCCCCCUCGCGCCGCUUCCGUGGCAGUGGUGGGACAGCGCUGGCAGCAAGUGGGUGUUGGAUCGGGCCAUCCGCGUCUUGGACGUCCCGCACGCGUCUGUGGACCAGCGCCUUGCGCUGGCACAGCAGGAGGUGGUGGCGCUGCGAGCUUGGGCCGAGGUGGCGCGGAGGCGCGCGACCUGGUGGAUGCCGCCGGCACCUCCCAAGCCCGAAGUGGAUGAGGCAGAGCUGAUGGCCGAACGCGCUGCCGGACUGGCUUCCCUGGGCGUCGACUUGACCUCACCGCUCUUCACGGAUGACCUGGGCGCCACGCUGCUGCUGACGGCUGCCGAGCAGGGUUGGGUCGAGCUGUGCGGGGAGUUGCUGUCCUCCUCGCGCCCAGGCUACCUGGAAGCCCAGGACCUGGCCGGCCGCACCGCGCUCUUCCGCGCUGUGGGCGCCGGACAUCGGGAGCUGGGAGGGCUGCUGCUGUCCGCGAAGGCCUGCCCGUCCUCUGCCUCCGUCGACGGCCUCCAGCCCCUCCAUGCCGCCUUGAGCAGCGGGCGGGAGGAGCUAGCUUCUGCCUUGCUGGCCUCGCGUGCGAAUGCAGCUGCGCGGCUGCCGUCAGGUCAGAUGCCCAAGGACUACACCGAUCCCGAUGGGCGGAUAAGGAGCCUGUUGGACUCGGCCCUGGUCAGCGCGCCGCGCCCCCGCCGCAAGAGGUCCGUUGCCUACGGCAAGGAGGAGGCCAUCGGCAUCUCCUGGCACCGAGAUGCGGCUGCAUGGGUGGUGCGCUCCCUGAGCCCCGGAGACCCAGCCUCCGAGGCGGGUGUGCGCCCCGGCUGGGUGCUGCUGCGCGUUGACGGCGCGGCGCCCGGCCGCGUCCAGUCCAGCUUUCUGACGACUUCUGGCACGGGCACCUGGGUGACGUCAUCGAUGAGCGGUGGGCUGGGAAAAAAGGGCCCCUUGCUUGAUUGUGUGAUGGUCCUUGGCGCCACAGGGGAGCCACAAGACGAUGUGGACAUGCAGAGCGGCAAGGGCAAGGAGGAUCCCGAGGAGGAGCUCCUGCACCCCAGGGACUUAGCAGAGAGGGAGAGCGAAGACGAGGCGGAGCCCUCCGAGGGCUGGCGCGACACGGAGCCUUGGGAGUACAAGAACGACAAGUUCGAGGAGGACUUCACUCGCCUCUUAGAGACGCUGCGAACUGGCCUACCAGUCCUGUCCUUGCCAUCCUUGUAUGAGCAUGGCCUUGGCUGGGUGUGGCCGGGUUUGGAGCGCGAGGGCCCCGACUUCUGCGUGGAGGGCCGUACCAUCAAGAAGGACUCCCGGCAUGCCAGCCUGAAGGAGUACCUCUCGCAAAGGGAGCGUGCGGGGCUCAUCUCCCGGCAGGAGGUGGAGGAUGAGGAUGCGGAUGACUCCGAUGACGAUGGGGAUCCAUUUGCAGGAUUAGAAGCCGCGGCCGACCGUCAGGUGGAGCAAUGCUGCAGCAUCACUGAGCGAGACUCGCAGCGACACCGCUCCUCCGUGACCGGGAUGGUCAGCGAGGCCACGCGGCAGAACGUCAUGCAGCAUGUGCAAGCUGGCCUGGCGGUGGUGCUAGGCUAG
This is a messenger RNA of Symbiodinium natans, 1728 nucleotides long. The record is from the annotation of a GenBank genome assembly. NCBI's taxonomy places the organism in Eukaryota, Dinophyceae, Suessiales, Symbiodiniaceae.